Messenger RNA from Mytilus trossulus (common blue mussel), 1584 nucleotides. RefSeq names its product universal stress protein Sll1388-like. The transcript is spliced from 4 exons. NCBI's taxonomy places the organism in Eukaryota, Metazoa, Mollusca, Bivalvia, Mytilida, Mytilidae. The record is from RefSeq and is a predicted model, not a curated record. The coding region runs from base 671 to 1354 and encodes 227 amino acids.
AUUCCUCACUUUAACUUUGUCGUAGGUGCAUGUUUGUUUUUCCCGUCCGUUCAAGGUUUGUUUUAACCUCGAGGAAAAGUAUAUUGUACGUUAUACUGUUCAAUAUUUAAACAAGGAAUAAUUCAGCCAAUUACGCCAAGACUAAGUAUGAACGGAACUACUAAGAGAAUGGGAUUUUUUAACAUCGACUAUUAAUCUUCAAACAGUAAUUCUCUAACACAGUUUAGAACCUACGCAACGGAAAUAAUACAGAAGGACCUCCGUAAAGCUUAAAUCAUUGAGCAACAAACUCACAUAUAUACAAAUGAAACGAUACCAAAACAGGAUAACAUGUAUCAAGGACCGGACGUAAUAAUCCUCUCUUUAUUUUUUCAAAUAUUUAUGCAGGAAACAUAUAAAGUUCAGUAAUUGCAUUACACAUAUUAAACGUUUCGAUAACAUACGCUCUGGUAACCUUGUUUACUUCAGAUAUCGAAAUGAUGACAGUCAUCGAUCAUUUUUUUCACGACAAAAUGUAAUUAUAAUCUGUGAAAAACAAGGUUUGUCAUGCGAGAGAUUCAAUAUUAGCGAUAUAAAUUAGUAUCGAUCAAUUGGUCCAGUGACAGAAGACACAGAGCGGAUACAUAUAUCAUGUUUCGUAUCAUCAACAACACUUUACCGUUAGUUAUAAAUGAUUUGGUUUUAUUGCUCACGGACAUUUUAUAUAAUUCGUUUGAUUAUAGUAACCAAUUACAAUUUGGAAUCGACAUUUUGUGUUAUAUUCGUUGAGCUGAUUAGUGGUACCGUUCGACUGGUCUUAUUAACUCCGUAUCUGGUAUUUGAUUUAAUUAUGGCAGAUGGAAAUGCAGCAUCAGCAUCAGAAGCAGGUUGUCUUAAGGAUGGGGGGAAAACUGUAGUAAUUGCUUUUGAUGGGAGUGAUAACGCUAAGCAUGCAAUGAAAUUUUAUGCAGAUACAGUACACACAACAACAGAUAAUGUAAUAGUUGUAUAUUGUGUUGAACUGGGCGAUGUCAUUACGACAGCCCAUUUUUCUGUGGAUCAGGAAGCAUUCAAGGAGUUGAUUCAGCAUGAAUCAGACAAAAUAAAAAACAGAUUAGUAGAAUUUGCCAUGUAUAUGCGACAUAUUAAGCUAAACGGAAUAGUUAAAAGUACACAUGCAAGUACACCCGGGUUGGGUGUUGUCAACUUAGCCAACGAGUUUAAUGCUGAUUUGAUUGUGACCGGAAGCAGAGGACAGGGUACUUUACGGAGGACAUUUCUCGGAAGUGUUAGUGACUACAUUCUACAUCAUUCGAAGGUUCCUGUUUUGGUCGUAACACUUCAAAAGGAAGUCGAUGACAAACAUAGAACCUAACAUUCUGAUUGUUUUCCAAUUGAAUAGGUAACAAAGAUGAAUAUUCAAAUGUGAAACGUGCACUUAACAUGAAUCCUUGACAUCACGUAUAUUAACGCCUUAUCUUUUAAAUCAUAAUAGACCGUCGCAUUAUUCACAACAAAAUUGACUACUAUACUUAAUGUUUCAGUGGAAAACAAAAACAUUAUCGACAAUAAAUAAAUUAAAUAAUUACGCACUUUAAUUGGCAU